This is a messenger RNA of Daphnia pulex (common water flea), 3558 nucleotides long. RefSeq names its product tetratricopeptide repeat protein 4-like (gene Dpit47). Lineage: Eukaryota; Metazoa; Arthropoda; Branchiopoda; Diplostraca; Daphniidae. The coding region runs from base 2309 to 3478 and encodes 389 amino acids. The record is from RefSeq and is a predicted model, not a curated record. The transcript has 10 exons. Gene Ontology annotation, molecular function: Hsp90 protein binding.
CCUUCAAAAUUUGCUUCUCGCCUGAUCGCCAGUCGUCAUCUCUCCUACCGAACCAACAAGUUGUGCACGAUCAAACAGUUUAUUGGGACCGUUAAUCGGUUCGAAAUCAAUAUGGACACCUCAAUUUUGGAUGAGGAAAGGAGGUGAGUAGAUCGCACGAGGUUCCCGUACCGGAUGAUGUAGGCGCACACUCUGAUACUCUUCGGAUGCUGGAUGGACUUUAUAUAGUGACGAAGGGACAGACGAGUUGCUAUGGUGUACAAGGAGUAGCAACAAGCAGACUCAAUUGGUGAAAUCAUCUUUGUAAACGACCAGUAUGUGCCAUAGAUUCAAAUAGCUGGGUGAAUUCUAUAGCUGAUUCGUCUUCUUUGGAGAAAUGGAGUAGAAUAAUUCGCGAUGUUUCCAACGGCAGCAGCGAUCUUAAGCUUAAAUUGCAAGAAACUAGUUUAGCAUCCUAAUACAGAGGAAGAAAGUGAAUGUGCCAACAUAAUUAGAAGCUGUUAAGUUAAACAACGUCGAAGUUUAUGAAGUCUGGGAUUGUGUCGUCAGAGAUUGGUCGGAUCCGACAGGUGGGUGUGUAAUUAAUUAAUAUCAUCUUAAACCUUAAAUAUGUACCGCUAAAGGUAAGUGUACUGCUAAUGCUAUGUACUGCUAAAGGAUAAUUCUUUUUUGGCUACACUGGCGUGCAUUCUCCACCGGAAGCUGUUGACAUUUUAAUUCUAACGACUAGCACUUAACCAUUUCAAUUUGUAAUUUAUCUUUUCUUAGGAAACUAAACUUCCUAACAAAACUAACUUUUCCUAGGAACUUAAAGUUCCUAACUUUUAGCAUCCGAGUAUUGAGGAAAAUGUGCCUAAAUAAUUAUAAACUGCGUUUAGUAAAACCACAUUGAAAUUCAUGAAGUGUCUUGGAAUUACGAGCUAGCGGAUCAAACAGGUUGAUGUGUAAUCAGCUGUUAUUGUUAUCACCUCUUCGCCUUGAAUUAUGUACAAACUUCCAAUGAUAGGUUUUUUUCUGCAGCAACACAAUUGACAAACACAUUGGCAAACGUUCUCUACCGGAAGCUGUUGCGCUGACAUUUUAGGCCAAACGAAAAAGGUUAGAUGAUUCUAUUACGUUACAUUCGUUUCGAUAGAAACAGCCCACGACUUUCACAAGAUCUAUUGCCUUUAUUGUGUGGUCUAACAUAACUUGCGCUGCGCAUCCAACAAGGGAGACUUAAUUAACUUCUCGGCGUGUGAUCGAGUAAUGCAGGAACAGCAUGUGGACGAAUAUUGGUACCGUUUUUUUUUUAUUAUUGUGUUAUUUUACCCGGCAAUAUUGCUAGAUACUGAAUUGAAUGAAGUCCACUCUAUCAUAUCAUUGGGUGAAAAAGUGGGUAGAAUGUGAUCUCCUUGAUUGGUGUAUACUACAACGCUUUUAACAGCGAAUUAAAUAUUUUUCUGGGGCAUCUAUUUCAUUUGGCUAUUGCUUUAUUGCCGGAGGUAUCAGCUCACUGCUGCUUGUUGUUAAGGCUAUACUUUUACUGAAUCGGCACCCUUGAGCUAAACUAACAGUGUAAAUCAACUUGACUAAAGAACUCUCAAACAUGUAACCAACUUUAGCGCCAAUCGAGUCCUUCACUGAAAAACAAGUUUCAACAUGGGAGCUGUGCGCUGUGCCUCCAUCAGUCUCGAUUGGCUUCAUUGUAGUUGCGCAGCGUGGCGAAAGCCAAUACCCAGUAUAUCUCCGUCUCUUCCUAUUUAUAGUUAUUCUUGCCAUCUGGUAAUUCGUUCUGUCGAGACCUUUUCAUCUGUAAUUUUUCGGCCGCUUUUAGCAAUGCCUUGAAUUUUCAAUGAAUGUAUGAUUAUUUAAAAUUGAUCUAAGGACUCUCAAUUUGAAAAAAAGCAUCGAUUCGGGAUUUUGAUUACAACUCGUUAAAAAGUUAAAGAUAGAUGGCUCUACUUUUCUCCCAUAUGCAGACGAGGCUUUACUGUCUGAUGCAGACGAGUAAUUUAGUGCACGUGUGUUGAUGCAAGUUGCUUGAAUAACAAAAGGUUAGACAUCGUGAAAGCGAAAGGUAAUGGUUUUGAAGUAAAGCAUAAAUAGAACGUCAAUAAGGUGGGGCCAUUGAUGUACGCCAUGUCUGCUCAUAACUGUUACCGUUUGAAAUCUGAUUGCAGUUUCGAUUGACACGUAUCAUUUAUUUUACUUUUGUGAUUACGGCAGACUUGCGCUGUUGGUUGCUUGGUUAUUAUUUGUAUCUCCUUCUAUCCUGUGUUGUACUGACUAGCUCCUUGUUAAUAACAAUAUUCUUUUUGCACAGAAAAUGACAGACCCCAAAGCUCAUAUGACAGAUGAAGAGAAGCAUCAGUUAGCCUUGAAGCUUGAUGAAGAUUUAGAAGAAUUUAUAAAUUCCCGUAAAAAUACUCCUUACUCUGAAGGAUGGAACGAGGAGACCUGGGAACAAGAAAUGGAGCAGCAUCCAUUUUUCAUGAAGAAACUUCCAGAAGAGGGAGAACCUUUACCACCUCUCCUUGAAGCUUUUCAACAGCUAAAGUAUGACCCAGAAGAAAAUACUACUGAAGACUUAGCUUUGUCCUACAAAGAUGAUGGCAAUUUCAACUUCAAACUGAAAAAAUAUCGCUUUGCUAUCGCGAAUUAUACUGAAGGUCUUAAACAGAAAUGUGGAAACGUGGAAAUUGAUGCAACCUUGUAUCUCAAUAGAGCUGCUUGCCAAUUUCAUCUAGGCAACUACAGGUCAUCCUUGAAUGACAGCCUGCAAGCUGCAAAAUUAAAACCUGAUUACACAAAGGCCGUCGUACGAGCUGCCCAAUGUUGCUUAAAAUUAAAACGGUACGCUGACGGCCAGAAAUGGUGCGACUAUGGAAUAAGACUAAAAAACACUGAUCCCUCGCUUGUUAAAUUGCGAACUGAGCUCGUGCAGGGUCAAAAACUUGAGGAAAGAAACAAGAGAAAAGAAGAGAUAGCAGAAAGAAAAGAAGAAGCUUUAAUUAACGAGCUAAUUACCGCCCUAGGUGUUCGUGGAAUCAACACUGGCUUAAAGAGGAAAAAGGAUAGUGAACGCGCAAUCUUGGACUUGUCAAGCAUUGAACCAUGCCAUCCUGCUGCGAUUGGGAAACGUGUUCACCUUGUCGACGGUUGUUUAGUUUGGCCAGUCCUUUUCUUGUAUCCAGAGUAUGGGGAAACCGACUUCGUUCAGGAAUUCCACGAAGACACUUGCUUUAUGGACCAUCUGCAAUUGAUGUUUGAGGAAUUACCACUUUGGGAUCUGGAGAAAAAAUACAAUCCAGCUUCAAUCCGGAUGUAUUAUGAACACAGAGAUAGCGGGAAACUUCAUGUUGUUGAUCCGAAUAGUUCAUUGAAGACUGUGCUGUCCCAAAACACGUAUGUUGUUCAAGGGGGUACUCCUGGUUUUAUUUGUUUGGUCGAAGGAAGCCCAUUCCAGAAAGAAUUUUUGAAAAGGUACACAAGUUGAUAUUUCGAGCGGAUUUGUAAUGACGAGAAAGAUAUACAAAUUACAUCAAAUUGUUUAUAAAAUUUCAAGGAAGUAAUCGA